Messenger RNA from Phaeoacremonium minimum UCRPA7, 333 nucleotides. RefSeq lists its product as hypothetical. The record is from RefSeq and is a predicted model, not a curated record. Bases 1 to 333 code for a protein of 110 amino acids. The transcript has a single exon. NCBI's taxonomy places the organism in Eukaryota, Fungi, Ascomycota, Sordariomycetes, Togniniales, Togniniaceae.
AUGAGGCCGACUAAGGCUACGAGUGCAACUGGGACUACGCAUAAUACCACCACGCCUUCAGUCGGCAACCCGAUCCUCCCCGCAGCCAACUCCGAGCUGGCCACCGUCGGUAUAGGCAUCCAGGCCUUGUUCAAUGUCUGGCGCACCGGCGCCGACUUCGAUACCCAAUCGGCCUGCAAGUUCUUGAAUCAGCCGCGGCCGAUGAACAGCAAGCCCUCCCGCGAGGCCAUCGAGGACCGGCCAGGUGCGGCCCGCAUCGCCGCCGACCACCUCGCCAGCCUCAACCAAAGACAAGGGCCCAUUGACACCAUGUCCAAGCGGAUGGCCAACUAG